AAGCAAGAAUUUAAAGAAUUCAUCUUUAGCUGAAUCACAUGACUGAAAUGUUGAGAAAAGAAACAUUGUAACACUUUGUGCUAUGAUGUAUGCCGCCUUCGCUCAUCGGAUACAUUUAAGUCAAGUCUGUUAGUUAAUGCCUGGUAUUAAUUUGUAAAUAAAAUAAAAUAGCACAAACCGAAUUCACAUCUUAAUGGGAUACAGUGUCUCUCCACUGGGGCUUGGCUGUACCCUGUUUCUUCAUGGAGGAGGGGCAGCAGCAUCAUUUACCAAAAACCACGUCACUCUGUCAAACUUACAGCUUUUCAUGAAACUUGACCGGGGAGAUUCAAGAUCCGUUUGGGGUUUCUUCCUGGAGCACAUUUGAGUAAAGAUGCAGACUGGAUUUCGACUGAAUUGGAGUCCGCUGAAAGAACCGCUGGGUUUCGUUAAAAUCGUGGAGUGGCUCGCUGCUGUUUUAGCGUUCGGGACGUGUGGGGGAUAUAGUGGCAGAAAUGUGCUUUCAAUCUCCUGUGAUGGAAACAGCACUGAAACACUUCCGGUCAUCUUCUCCUAUCCGUUCAGGCUGAGUCGGGUACUUCUGGUGGAGAACGACACGAACCUUUGCAACCAAACGGUUGCUGAAGCCCAUCUGAUAGGAGAUUCUUCGUCCUCUGUCGAGUUCUUUGUGGCUGUAGCCGUCUUGGCCUUUCUCUACUCCAUGGUGUCUCUGUUGGUUUAUCUGGGUUACAUGCACGUAUACCGAGAUUCUGACUUUGGCCCGAUGUUUGAUUUUGUGAUGACGGCGGCGUUUGCAUUCCUGUGGCUCGUGUGCUCGUCGGCGUGGGCGAGGGGUUUGCAGAUGGUGAAGGACGCCACCGGCGCAACCGGCAUUCAGUCCACUCUUCACCUCUGUCUGAGGAGACUUGGUGCAUGUGAAGUUACUGAGUAUGCCAGCAUGCGCUCACUUAAUAUAUCUGUGGUAUUUGGUUUCUUGAAUCUUAUCGUUUGGUUUGUUAAUGCCUGGUUUGUGUAUAAAGAGUCACGCUGGCACUCUCAGAAGGUCAACGCCCGGCAGGUAGCAGGGCGGGGCCCGGGCCCUAUCUAAACCCCGCCCCCAAAUCAUCGCCACACACAAUAAGAAAUGUCCAACUCACCUGUGACAAACACAUCUAUCCAGCGCAUGAAGGUUAUACUUUAUGCAGUUGGUUUGUGAGAACAGUCAAAUGUUCAUUUCGUUUUCCUCUUUUGUUUUCUGUAUGUUGGUUUCCUGUGAACUUGAAGAACGUGUCUUUGUUUUUAAGUGCCUCACCCUCAUGUUCUCGAGGUUUUAUGAUUGUUUAUCAUUCCUCAGUUAUCUGUCACCGUAUUAUGUUUCAGCUCAUUUUUUCUAAACGUUUUUGCAUUUCAAUUUCUUUUAAGAAAACGAUUUCUUGCCUUUCUUCAUAUUGCCAACAUGUUCCAGUGUUCAUGCAUUUGUAUUUGUUUUUUUUCUGUGAUUUAAUGCAGUAUUAUACAGCAUUUCUGGUUUUUGCUUGAGUAUUUAAUUUCAUCCUUCCUCAAGUUUAUCUUCAUCUUACUUUUACACUCAUUGUUCAAUGUUAUUCCUCUGCCUAUUACGUUUAUCUGUAAAACAUUGUUAUCCGUGCACUAAAAGUGGUUCAUAUUUGGUGAAUAAAACUGUGAAGGACAGUGUUUGCAA
This is a messenger RNA of Triplophysa dalaica, 1681 nucleotides long. RefSeq names its product synaptophysin-like 1 (gene sypl1). The coding region runs from base 374 to 1087 and encodes 237 amino acids. Gene Ontology annotation, cellular component: synaptic vesicle; synaptic vesicle membrane. The transcript has 5 exons. The record is from RefSeq and is a predicted model, not a curated record. Lineage: Eukaryota; Metazoa; Chordata; Actinopteri; Cypriniformes; Nemacheilidae.